This is a messenger RNA of Oryza sativa Japonica Group (Japanese rice), 800 nucleotides long. RefSeq lists its product as uncharacterized. Lineage: Eukaryota; Viridiplantae; Streptophyta; Magnoliopsida; Poales; Poaceae. The record is from RefSeq and is a predicted model, not a curated record.
AGAACAACGCGGCGGGGGAGAAGAUUUCAGGCUCAGAAGCAGCCGCCGCCGCCGCCGCCGUCUCAGCCGCCGCGCCGCCCCCCCGUCGACCGCGAUCUUCCAGUCCGCACCCCGCCGCGAUGGCCGACGCCGGCAAGCCCGACCCCGCGUCGCCGCCGGAGGCGCCGUCGGCGAAGAAGGGGGUCUUCAUGCGCCGCAUCUUCCCGUUCCUCCUCGCCGCCAACAUCUUCAUCGGAGUUUACGUAUUUGCAAAGACCUACAAGAGAGACCAGGAAAAGAAGAACGCUCAGACUGCUGCUGCUGCAGCUGCAGUUGUAGCAUUGUCAUCCCCAGCUGCCCCAGCUGCUGAGACUGUAGAUCCUACUCCUCCAACUCCUCCACCCAAAAGAGUGCUUCCACCAAUACCCGAAGACGAACAGCGCCAGGUCUACAAGUGGAUGCUGGAAGAGAAGCGGAAGAUCAAGCCACGCAAUGCUGCUGAGAAGAACAAGAUCAACGAAGAGAAGGCGCUUCUCAAGGAGUUCAUCAGGGCAGAGUCUCUUCCCCGUUUGUGAUUAGCAUUUCACUGGCUGCCCUGCUGGCCUUGUUUUUUUUUUUCUUUUGCCUGCUGUUCCAUGGAAGGACAUGUUCUGGAUUUUACACUUGUCUCUUGUUUGUUGGCAGAAACGGUAGCAUUUUGUAUGGUGUCAAGUAAUCAUUUGUUACCCAAAAUACUGAGUCAAGUGGCUCCAGUUUCAGGGAACUCUGGCAUUUUAACAUCAUUGGCGGCUUGGCGCUACUGGAGAUUUUCUUUUAACUAA